Lecanosticta acicola is the source of this 876-nucleotide messenger RNA. NCBI's taxonomy places the organism in Eukaryota, Fungi, Ascomycota, Dothideomycetes, Mycosphaerellales, Mycosphaerellaceae. The record is from the annotation of a GenBank genome assembly.
AUGAAAUGUCGAAUCUUAGCCCUCUUCGCUGGACUCAUUUGCGUCGAGACAUUCAGACAUGCCUCUUGCCGGCCCGUCAUUGAACGCCGGGACGCCGAUUUCGAAAGUGUCCGGACGAGACUGGAUCAUCCACACGUAAAUUUAGACGACGAACCUCCGGACAAGUACUUUCACGAAUCCAACUUCCAUCAACACUAUGAUGGCCGCUUUGCAGACCGUCCGUUGAAGUAUGACGAAAGGCAAAUGCAUCUCUCGGCGCUCAUCCGGACCUACCUGUCGGCAAUGAAUGACAUGGGGGCUAUCGGGAGAGAGACUUGGCUCAUGCAUGGUACCUUACUGGGCUGGUACUGGAACAGGCGAAUUAUGCCUUGGGAUUCCGAUUUAGAUGUCAUGAUAUCUCAGAGUGCUUUGCACUUCCUCGCGAGCUUCCACAAUAUGACGGUUCACAAGUUCAGGCUGCCCGGGCAUGAGGCCACCAGGAGCUACAUGCUCGAAAUCAACCCCCACUACCGUGAGGACGGGCUCGACAGGGACAACCGUAUUGAUGCUCGUUGGAUCGACACUGAGACCGGCCUCUUCAUUGACAUUACCACCCUUCGGCGCAAUAUGACUGCGACGACUGCUGGAGACUCUGAAGCAAUGAUGGUCAAGGACAAGCACCACUAUUCUUAUGAUGAUAUCUAUCCACUUCGCCAAAGUCGCUUCGAAGGUGUUGCCGCCAGCAUUCCGUAUGCCUAUGCGGAUAUCCUGAUGGAAGAGUACGGGGAACAGGCGCUGUCAGGCACAGACCAUGAGAACCAUCGUUUCGACACCAGCAGACAGGCUUGGCUCCCCGCCCACGUGUCCAGCAUGAGUGGCAAGUACGAUGAUGGUUGA